AUGAAUCAAAGCAAUCACGAUCAUAAUACACUAUCCUCAAAUACUGAUCUUCACUCAAAUGGAAAUAGCGACAAUCCACCUGGCAGACCUUCUGGACCAAUAGCUUCACCUCAUUCGGAGCCAAUCGCGGUGGAGAAAAGCGACUCGCUAGACAAGGCAGUGGAUCUUCAAUUGAAUCAUUCCAGCAACAAUACAUUUGGAUAUGAUAGUCUUCAAAUUGAAAAGUCUUCUCAAUCAAGGCGCGAACUCACCUGUGAUACCACUACUGAAACAAACGAAGAGGACCCCGCAUUUAUCUCUGCUCAAUUACAAUGUGAGAUUUCCAAAGCGCAGCAGUCUCUUGCUGAUUACGACUCAUCCGAUAUGGAGAUGGAAGACAAAACCUCUCUUAGUCAAAAUCCUUCUCACAAUCAUCUUUGCAUGGAAGCUAGAAAAGAUAUCAAUAAUGAACUCCAGUCCGAGUCAGCCAGACAUUCAAAUCCAAACGAUCCCAAGAAUACAAUCAAAGAAUCAUCUCAAUCCGCUUCUUGCACUUCAUCAAACCCCAUUUUACCCUCGACAACUACAACUUCCGCUGAAGAUCCAUGUAUCUUACCUAUUGCCUCAUCUGAAAGCACUUCAGACAACAGAGAAAUGCUGAACUCAGCCAACAGCACAAAUCCAGACAAUAUCCAGAAUCCAAUUGGAGGGGACUCUCACUUUGAGUCACCCACACCCCUGAACAAAUUUUCACUCUCAACCAAUGCACCCAUCCCAGAUAACUCUUCUGACUUAUCACCCAUUUCCUCUCAGAGCACCUCAGGAAAUGAACAAAUCAAUCUGAAUCCGCGGCUAGAUUCAACUAAGAAUUCAAAUUCUCCUGCUUUUUCAGAAAAUUCAGCCCACUUGACUGUCAAUUCAUUUCGAAGUGCUGCAGAUGAAGUAUCCGAUGUAAAUGGUAUACUCACGAUAGAAGUCCAUCCCUUGAUUGAUUCCAGUAAAGGAAAAUCAGAAGAAGCACAGCCUCAAAAUUCAGCUACCUCAACUGUCAAUUCAUUUCAAAAUGCUGCAGACGAAGCCUCAGAUGCAAAUGGUUUACCCACGAUAGAAUGCCAUCCCGUGAUUGAUUCUAGUCAAGAAGAAGCAGAAGAAUCACAGCCUCAGCCGAAUCGCAAACAAACACUUUCCUCUGGAAUCUCCAGGCCUAGCAAGAUUGUUCAAUCAAGAGUGGAAACUUCCAAUGGUUUGAUACACACAGAAGAUCAUCACUCUGACACCAAGGCCUUGCGGGCAUCCACAGCACUUCCAGUAUAUUCUAAACUUAUUGCCGCUUUAGAAGAGGCAAAGAACUCAAAUUGCUUGACUGAUCCAAUCGAAAAGGAUCUCGAAAACCUGACCCUUAGGUGUAAAGUUACUGGUAAUGCAAUAAUACAAAACAAACCUCUUCCUCCGGCGGACAAACUUUGGAUAAUUAUUGAUGACGAGGACGAGGACCUUGGCGCAAAAUAUCAAUUUUCACUACAACCUCUGGAUUCCAAGGGAAGGCAUUCACCAGAAAAAUCCGACUGCAGUCCUAGUACCAGCGACAAUAUUUUACCGAUCCAGAUGAACAAUGAAGUCAUCAAGAACCUAGAUUUGACUAAGAAUAGGAAUGCACUGGUUGAAAAAACUCAAGUCAAGACAAGGAAAGAUUCAAUUAGUAAAGAAGAAUUUAUGCUGUCGUCUAAAUUUUCCUCUGACCUCGAUUGUGAAGAGCAAGAAAACCACACCAAGUUAGCUAAAUCUCAGCAAGAAAUCAAGCAAUCAGAGAAUCUCGCCUCACAUUCCCCUAGGUCUCAAACAUCAAAUGACAAAUUGCAGGCAAAAGUACGAAUUUUCGCGGUCUCAGAAUCUAUCUCUAAUGUCAACUCUGAAGAGGAAAACCCAGAGCGAGAGAGGCCUGCUAGAGCCCCUGACUCUCACCAAAAAAUUGAUCAAUCACAAAACGGCUCCACUCAAUCGACUGAGUCUCAAGCUCGGAAUGAAACACAAAGGACUAGAUCACAUGACCAAACUCCAAUAUCAAAUACUCCUGUCUGCAAUCCCUGCGCUGAAUCUGAGAAAUCAACCGAUCAGAUACAAUCCCCAGUCGGUCAAAUCAAUCUUCCAGUCAGUGUAGCUCAUAAGAAGGAAUUGCGAAAGAGGCAAGCAACAACGGUAGAAGGGGGUUCGGCAGAUUUGACAGAUAGUGACACAAGUCUUGUGAGCACAAAAAAAGUGACGAGGAAGAGCAAAGAAAGAAACUCUGGAAAGGUGUGUUCCAAAGAAAAGGUCGGAGAAGGUGAAGUUACCAAGCAGGCUGUUGGCAUGAAGAGAAGAAAAAUUGUGGGGGGCAAUGAGAGUCUGGUUGUCUUUAUUUUUUUUAUAGGAUCAUCUCAAACAGAAAAAGAGCUUUCCCAGCUUCUAUCGCCAUAUGGUACCCAUCAAACUAGCAGGAAUUCGAAAUUGGCAGCUUGGGACGCCUUGAAUGCUUUAUUGGAAAGACGAAGGGUCGGAGAACCCUUGAAUCAAGUCUUCCUGGAUUCCAUUGAUGGUGGCACCAGCAAUGUGGUAAUAAGGACUGAAUACAACGCACAAAAUUGGUUUGAAGCUAUUAACAAAGAAAUCCUCAAUGGGAAUGUAGUGCCGCAGCUAUUUAACUGUCACAAGGGCGAGCCCGCUUAUGCAGCCGGGUUCUUCAACACUUUAUUUGUGAAGUCCGAAUCACUAACAGAGAAAGUGCCCGAUAAUGUGCCGGAAGUGUGGCAUCAGACAUGGCGAUCAAUGCGGAUGUCCCUCCGGCCUUCACCAACUCGAGUUUCUGCUUUCCUGAAGGUACUCCUGGACUCAGUCCUUCUUACCGGUAAAACAUUUUUGAAAAAUCCCCCUGUAUCAGAUCAGGAGAAAGCAAUGACCGGUGUACAAGCAGUCUGUCAGGCGCUCAAAUGGCUGAAUUCACAAAAGACGUCAAAAGGUUCAAAGAACAAAACUAUCCGCCUUCUUGAUUCAGAUAACGCCGACUCCUUAGUUGAUAUCGGUCUUAUACAACAAUGGCAAUCCCUUUUCAUCAAAGUUGUGGAAUCUUAUGUAGCUCUAUAUUUCGAAGUCAAUUAUAUACUCAAAGAAGAUGCAAGUCCUGACGAUAAAGCAGUAGCUUUGAAGUUCAAGAAAGACUGGAAGGGCAAUUCGAUCAAAUCACCUACCCUCAGUUACCUCACGAUGUUUGCUUGUUGCGGUAUCCGAGGGCUCAUUUGUUGCUCAGGAGAUGUGAAUGUCACUCCAGCGGGACAAAUGAUGAGUUUUGCAGUGCUCUCAGAGUGGAUGUGUAAGCAGAGGAAGGAUUUCAAGGUGAUAGAACCGAUUUUCAAAAGGAGUAAUCAAACUCUUAUGAAGUUGAUGGAUGGACUCUUUGACGAGGAGAGCCAUUUUAUAAUGCCUGAGAUCACAUGGCGGCUCACUUACAAAAGGCAAUAG
Melampsora larici-populina 98AG31 is the source of this 3471-nucleotide messenger RNA. RefSeq lists its product as uncharacterized. The record is from RefSeq and is a predicted model, not a curated record. The transcript is spliced from 5 exons. The coding region runs from base 1 to 3471 and encodes 1156 amino acids. Lineage: Eukaryota; Fungi; Basidiomycota; Pucciniomycetes; Pucciniales; Melampsoraceae.